Messenger RNA from Drosophila ficusphila, 6103 nucleotides. RefSeq names its product heterogeneous nuclear ribonucleoprotein L (gene sm). Gene Ontology annotation, molecular function: mRNA binding. NCBI's taxonomy places the organism in Eukaryota, Metazoa, Arthropoda, Insecta, Diptera, Drosophilidae. The record is from RefSeq and is a predicted model, not a curated record. Gene Ontology annotation, cellular component: nucleus. Gene Ontology annotation, biological process: mRNA processing; regulation of RNA splicing. The transcript has 10 exons. Bases 940 to 2580 code for a protein of 546 amino acids.
CAUUCGCAACCUCAAACAAUCUUCGAGCUUCGAGCUGAAACUUUGUGCACGGUUGGAAAUUUGCUUGCCAAGUAGUGAAAAAUAACAGAGAAACAGUGGAGAAGAAGCAUCAGCAGAAGUAUCUGAAAGAAAAGCGACAACAACAAAUACAUGUGUCAGUGUGGGUGCCGUGCAUUCUGCGUACACAUACGCCUAAAUUAAAUACUUUGGCUUAAUUAAAUACUUCCGCGGCGUCGUUGUCGUUGUUGUUAUUCUGCCUCUUCUUCACGCGCUGUCUACGGUUAUCGAUUGUUUGUCUCUGUCGCUCUCACUCACCGUCUCGCUCUUUCGCCCGCCGUCGUCGCGUUUUGUUUGUGUACCGAAAAGAGGCAGCAACAAAAUAAAAGCUAAAAGACUGCGAAAAGCAUAAAUAAUAAACAACGAGACAAGUGCAAAAAGCGCAGCGAAAAGGCCAGCUGGUAAAUCCAACUCACAAGAACAGCCAGAGGAAAUCGGAAAAUUUAUCACGCAAAUCAAAAGUGCAAUAAAAAGUUGAAAGUGUUUUACACAGAGCGCCAAAGAAGGAAGUUGAAGCGAGGCGAAUAGUAAAUAAAUAAGAAGAGCCCACAACAGCUACACCGUCAUAUAAACAACAACCCAAACAUCCCACAUCAACACCAAUUACAAAGUAAACAUUUACAACUCAUUUCUCGCAGAAGAGAUACGAGUGUAAGCCACAAAACAAAACAAAGCAAAAAAAAAAAAAAGAAAAUCGCGCGCGCGUUUUGAAAGCGUUUUUCCCCCCAAAAGAUCUCGAACUUCGCGCGGCUUCGUCGCACGUCACUUGAAUAUAUUUCUCGCGCAACCACUGGGCUUAGGCCUCAAAAAUCCGCCAAAAUUCUACACCAACAAACUUUAAUCAGCCCCGAGAUUUCGCUCCAGUUCGCAACGGCGACCACAAUGCCCUACAACGGCGCUAGUAAUGGCAGUGGCGCCAGUGGCGCCGGCGGAGGGGGGGCGACCAUAGUCGUCACCGAGGGGCCGCAGAACAAAAAGAUCCGCACCGGUGUCCAACAGCCCGGCGAAAACGAUGUGCACAUGCAUGCUAGGUCCACACAACAACAGAACCAGCAGCAAGCACUUAUGAACAAGUCAAAUGACGACCUACGGAGAAAGCGUCCCGAGACUACACGGCCAAAUCACAUUCUACUCUUCACCAUCAUAAAUCCCUUCUAUCCCAUCACAGUUGAUGUCUUGCACAAAAUCUGUCAUCCACAUGGCCAAGUGCUGCGCAUUGUCAUAUUCAAAAAGAAUGGAGUCCAGGCCAUGGUUGAGUUCGAUAAUCUGGAUGCGGCCACAAGGGCGCGCGAGAAUCUAAAUGGAGCCGACAUCUACGCCGGAUGCUGCACCUUGAAAAUCGAUUACGCCAAGCCGGAGAAAUUGAACGUGUACAAGAACGAGCCCGACACCAGCUGGGACUAUACGCUGAGCACAGGUGAGAUUCUACCAAUACCAACACUGCCGACACCACAACAACAACAUGUUCAGACACAUCACCACCAACAACACCACCACCACCUCAACCACCAACAACAACAACAAAUAGCACCACCACCACCACAACAACAACAACAACAAUUACAACAACAACAUCACCACCAUCAACUAGUUGCCCCAGCUCAAUCGCACAAUCUUUGUCAAUUUAAAGAGCCACCGCUAUUGGGACCCGGCGCCGCCUUCCCGCCAUUCGGAGCCCCAGAAUACCAUCCCACCACGCCCGAGAACUGGAAGGGCGCCGCCAUCCAUCCCACUGGCCUGAUGAAGGAACCCGCCGGUGUCGUUCCCGGACGCAAUGCCUCCGUGGCCUUCACACAACAAGGACAGGCUCAGGGCGCCGUCAUGAUGGUCUACGGCCUGGACCACGACACUUCCAACACGGAUAAGCUCUUCAACUUGGUGUGCCUGUACGGCAACGUGGCACGGAUCAAGUUCUUGAAGACCAAAGAGGGCACCGCCAUGGUGCAAAUGGGCGACUCGGUGGCCGUUGAGCGCUGCGUGCAGCACUUGAACAACAUUCCCGUGGGCACUGGCGGCAAGAUCCAGAUCGCAUUCUCCAAGCAGAACUUCCUAUCCGAGGUGAUCAAUCCGUUCUUGCUGCCCGAUCAUACACCCAGCUUCAAGGAGUACACCGGCUCCAAGAACAAUCGUUUCCUAUCGCCGGCCCAGGCCAGCAAGAAUCGCAUUCAACCACCGAGCAAGAUUUUGCACUUUUUCAACACACCGCCCGGCUUGACCGAGGACCAGCUGAUUGGAAUCUUCAACAUCAAGGAUGUGCCAGCCACAUCGGUGCGCCUGUUCCCAUUGAAGACCGAGCGCUCGUCGUCGGGACUGAUCGAGUUCCCCAAUAUCUCGCAGGCAGUGUUGGCCAUCAUGAAGUGCAACCAUCUGCCUAUUGAGGGUAAAGGCACCAAGUUCCCAUUCAUCAUGAAGCUGUGCUUUUCCUCGUCCAAGAGCAUGAAUGGCGCCUGGAACAAUGCGACCAGCGAGGGCAUGAUCGAGAAGGAGAACGAGGUCGAUACCAAGGUGGACAUCUACAAUUGAGAUUUGAUUACGAUUGUGUAAGCAAGCAAACAACAACCGGCUUAACUAGAACACAAUACAAAACUAUACUGAAAGGAGGAGUAUUGAUCCGUAGACAACAGCCAAAAGACAACAACAUCAACAACAACAACAACAACAAACCAAUGCAACAGCGUCUACAAACUGCAACUGCAACGUUAAUUGCAGCAACUACAGCUUCAACAACAACAACAACAACAACACCAGUAGAUCGACAAACUUGAUGAUGGCUUACACAUUCGAAAUGACAAGAUGACGGAGAAUGCUGCGGCAAACAACUGAAGAAUUUCAAACAAAUUGAUUGCUAAAUCAACUUAAAACAAAAGAAACCAACUAUAAAUAAUUCAAUUGAGCGCAAACGCAUGUAACUUUUCUACGAGCCAUUUGCAUAGAUUUACUGAAUACACCAUAUAUAUAUAUAUUUAUAUAUAUGUAUAUCGAUUCAGCUAAUUAAUAUGACAGCCUAUGUACGAUAUGGCCUCGUUCAAAAGCCACACGGAAUGAACACUCGAUGCACAUUACAAUACAUUACAUGCGUUUGCGUGGCAACAACAAAACAAGCAAAAUAAUACAAAAAAUUUUGAAUUGUUAUUAUUGUUACAGUGAAGCAUUAGGACUUUCUCACACAACAGCAAGAAAAAAGCAAAACAACUCAAAAACCAAUUGUAAACUAUGUAAUGUUUAAUUGAUAAAAAAAACAACAAACUAAACCAAAAAUAAAUAAUUGUAAUUCAAAACGAAACCAUGUUAAGAGAACUAAAGAAAUUCCCUGCCCCCGCUCCGCUCUUCUCCCCCCACAAUGGCACACACCCUCCACUUUGACCUUUACCCCCACUUUCCACCCGUCCACACCCAAUUCCCAUGGCAGACUUCUGUAUAGUUAAUGUAAUAUGAUUUGAAUUUGGAUACGAAUAUAUUAAUGCAACAAAAAGAAUCAUUUCUUUGGACAAUAUUUCGACAAGUAUUCGGCGUGAGAAAAAGUCUUAACAAAAAAUAUUUAUUGAAUGGAUAAUAUUUGUGUAAAUUAAAACCAAAAAUUUAGCAAUUUUAAAUGAAAUUUAUUAAUUUUAGUUAUGCAAAAACAAGCCCUGCAAACUGCUGCACCGACCACUGCAGCACGUUUGCAGUUGAUUUUAAAUUUCUUACUUUAACAAAUAUUAAACAAAAACAAAAAACGAAAAAAUAAAAACUUGCACAAGCCAAUGUUUUUACUAUAAACAAACCAAGAAAAGACAAGAUGGUAAACAUAAUUUUUGUGCUUAAUUUACAAAGUUAAAAAAGGCAUAAAUUUAUAUGUAUGAGAUGUAUUUGUAUUUACAUUAAAAUUAAUUUUAAUUUACACUAAAUGUAAAAAGCAAAUUAACUAAAACAAAACAAAACAAAAGAAUAAAAAAAAACAAAAGCUAAGGAAUAAUAAUAAAACCUACAAGAAACUUUAGUUAAGUGCAAAUCGAAGAGAGCAUCUAGCAUAGUUAAGCAGCAGCAUCGCUCAGAAUUGCAGACAGCAAACAUACAACAAACAACAUAUUUUUGAGGCGUUUUAAAAUUAGAAGACAGAGCCAAACAUUUCAGAACUCCAAGUGAAGUUAGCAAAGCAAAGCUACUACUAAAGAUGGGUGAGGGCGUAUUGCAAAUGCGAAUAAAAAUAGACGAAAAAAGAAUUAACAAUAUCAGCAAUAAAGCAACAGCAACAACACCAUAUCAAAGGCGUAUGUUAGAUUACCUAUAAUAUAAACAAAAUCAACAUAAAAGAUGAACAAUGAUAAUGUAAUACGAUAAUCAAUGAGUUCAAUUGAGUUGUAUAAUUUUAUUUUUAAGCCCUUCGGCGGGCAGUUUGGGACCCAAAGAGAUCCGAGCUCAUCUGACCAUCAAAAGGGCGUUGUUUUAUAAUACAUUUGUUUUUAAUGCAAAUCAACGAAUACACAAAUACAUAAUGCUAGGGCCGCUAAACGAAUUUUCUUCACUUUUUCGUAGUUCACCGCUUGACAAUAUUGUUGGGCCUUCAUGUAGAUCAUUUCAUUCAUAAACUAUCAAUAUAACUAUGUGCAAUUUGGGCUUUAAACGAGACUUCGUUUGUUCUUUUUAUUUAUUGCAAUUUUCUCAUUUCGACAACUAGUUCGUGUAAUUAUUUCAAGUGUCUUUACAGUCUUAGUUAUUAUGUAAAUUGUUUUUUAUCCUUAAUUGUAAAAUAUUUGCCUAAAAAUUAAGUAUUAUUGUACUUAAUUUAAAUAAUUUACAUGAUUUAAUGACAAACGGGAAUUAAUUAUAAAGAAGCAAACAAUCUCGUUAAAAAUUACUUGAUAAAUAUUACUUUAAGAACAUAAAGCAACAACGAUCUUGAAGCUCCUAAUUAGAUCAUAAUCAGAUCAAUAAACAAACUACUAUAAUUCAAUAAUAUAUAAAAUAAUAUAAAUAACAAACUUGGUAGCUAUUUAAUUUACGAAUAUACAAAUUGUAAUCUGGAAUUUUUAUUGUUAAUAGUUUAUUUUGACAUUUAACACAAUUUAUUUUGUGUUUUAUUUUUCUUAACUUUAAUUUUCUACGCGUAAAAAUAGAGACAUAAAUAUAUUUAUAUUGAGCUGGUGAAAUCGUAUGAUACUUGCCUAAAUCAAAUCACGGCAACGUCAGUUAAAUAUAUAAAAUCAUAAAUAUAUUUAUGCGUGUAUUUAUAUGGUUUGUUUUAUUUAAUAUUUAAAUUUUGUUGUUAUAUUUUAAAGCGUAUUUUUUAAGCCCAGAGUUUGUAACAUGCGCGCUCAUAUUUUGAUAUAAAUAUAUAUGUAAAAGUAUCUGGCUAUUGCAUUUUUAUUUUGACCAGCUCACCCUCAUCAUUGUCAGGUUUUUGUAUAUUCUGAUAGGAAUUGAAACGUGACAAAUAAUUUGCUUUUGAAACUAUAGAAAACUCGCAAAGCAUUUAAAGCAAAGUAUAGUUUUAAAAAACAUCCUCUAACGCACAUCCUUUUCUUUUCAUUUACGGGCAUUGAGAACAGCGACUAAUGAAGAGUAAACCUAAACUAAAUUAUAUGCCAAAUAAUCUCUAGUGUUAUCCUGAAUUUUGAACAUAUCAAAAUUUUGAAGCAUUCAAAUUUAAGGGCCUAAGUUUUGAAAUUAUACAAUUUAGGCAUUAUAAAUAUAUAAAAGCAAGGAAAAAAAGAACCCGGAGCACUUCUCAAUAAGCAGCAAAACUGCGAACAGACAUAAUCCCUACAAUCCUCUACGAAAACGCCAAUAAGAAUUGUAUGUAAGCAUAUAGAGCAAACAAAGAUUUAAAAAUAAAACCCAAACAUAGAUUUAAGCUAUAAUUUGUAAUAAGUAAUUACUUUAAAGUAUUAUUUAAAAACACAUUUUAAACAAAUUUGAAUACUAGGAAAAUUUUUUAUGUUUCUUUGCGCUUUUGUUCCCAAAUCGAAAUUUAGCAAGAAAAUAAUCUUCUAGUAGCAAUUAUUUAAAUAUAAUUUAAACGCAUUCGAAAUUAAAUAAAAGAAAAUUAGACAAAUUUCGUUAAAAA